GGCACACCCAUAGACAUUGUAUACACCCACACAUGCACAAGAAAAGCUAUGAUAGUUUAGCAUAGGAAAUAUUGGCCAAUCGGAGGAUUACAGGUGAGGGAAAAAAUUGCCACAGUAUCAGAAACAGCGCUUGGUUUAGCACGUUGAUUAAAAGUUACAUGUUGAUUUAGUUUAAGUUUGGUACAAUAGUAGAGUUCUUUGUUAACGUAAGAAGAUCCUUUAACUGACGCCAGUGGUAAGUCUUAACCAUAUUUAACAAACCGAGAGACGGCAGAAGGGUAGCCUUCAUUGCAUGGCCGUCUACAAGGGGAAGUGAUUUAGGGGGCGUUUGAGACAUUGUUCUCUUUCACGUUCACUUUCAAGGCUCCCUACUCGAACAUUUUCGCCGUUUUUAACUUAGCAGUGCACUGCAUCCAACCCACAGUCCCUCGAACUCACUAUCACAUCUCAGCUGCUCAAGGUAGGCUACUCUGUCGCAACUAAGCACAAGUUUCACCCCUGGUAUGUUUGGUAAAAUCAGACGGAAGACUUAGAACUCAAACAGAGAUUUACUUUACUGCAUACUCCCAUACAUUUCAGAUGACGUCACUCACGUAUACCAACUAUGGAUGCUGAAACGAAACCUUCAAUGCCAGUGCAGAUAUAUUACAUUGUGUAGGUCAGUUGCUUCGGCCUGAAUAAGUGAUCUUAUGUACCAUUGAGGCAAUGAAUUGGAAAUCUGUUUGUCACCGACUUUGCCAAACCUGAAGCCUUGAGUUUUAUGCCAGUGAGCGAUGUCAUAGUACCUUACAACGACCCACACCAUGGCCAAAUGUCCCAUUCACCAGGGGAAGAAGAAGGCUUGCAUCCUAAGACACUAACCAUUGUCUUCCACUGCAAUCAAAUUGUCUAACCAUUUGAUUGUCUGUUGAGUUCCUGAAGAAAUCCUCAUCCAUAUUCUCUCCCUUUCCCUCAUUGCAUCUCUCCUCUCUCUGUUGUAUUGUGUCUCUGUCAUUUAUUUGUCUUUAUUUUUGUUUUAUUUUUGGAGAAAUGGCGGAUGACCUGAUGGCUAUGGCUGAAGACCAGUUCUCUUGUCCGGUAUGUCUUGAUCUGCUUAGGGAACCAGUGACCCUCCACUGCGGUCACAGCUACUGUAUGAAGUGCAUUAAAGGCUGUUGGGACAAGGUGGACCAGGAAGGGGCAUACAGCUGUCCCCAGUGCCGGCAGACGUUCUCCCCCCGCCCCACCCUGGGCAAGAACUGCCUGUUGGCCGAGGUGGUCGAGAAACUGAGGCACAAGGGGGUGCAGCGUGCCACCCCGCCGCCUGCUGUCGCAGGACCAGAGGACGUGGAGUGUGGCGUCUGCACCGGGCGCCGACUCAAAGCGGUCAAGUCCUGCCCAGAGUGCAUGGACUCAUACUGCCAGAGGCACCUCUCGUGUCACGAGGAGCUUCACGCAGGGAAGGGGCACCGGCUGGUGGACCCCUGUGUCGCCCAACUGCGGGAGAAGAUCUGCACCUACCACCACAAACUCCUGGAGGUGUUCUGCCGAACUGACCAGCAGGUCAUCUGCUUCCAGUGUGUCAUGGAGAAGCACAGCGGUCAUAAGGUAGUGGCAGUUGCCACAGAGAGGGCUGAGAAACAGAAACAACUGGGGAUGAAACUGCUGAGGUCCAGACUCUUCAUCAAAGAGCAAGAGAAGAAGAUUGAGGCUCUAGAGACGGAACACGAUUCUAUUUAUUGCUCCACAGGAACUGUGUUGAGAACCAACGAGCGAAUCUUCGAUCAGAUGUUGGUGUCUUUGCGGAAGCGACGCUACAAGGUGGACGAGAUCAUCCUGGCGCAGGAACGUGCCGACAUGCAGUGGUUCAGCAGGCAGAUUCCGAGCCUGCAGCUGUGGAUCACCGACCUCACCAACAAGGCCGCCGAGCUGGAGCAGCUCUCCCACACUGAGGAUGACAUCCAGUUCCUUCAGAAGUUUCAGGCUUUUAGUGAAUCUUUGGCACAGGAUCUGCCCAAUGCUCCAGUCAAGACAAAGUUGCCCGUGCAGGACUUAAUUAAUGCUGCCAAUGAAGUUAAAUCAAGAACUGAGGAUUUAUUCGAGAAACUAAUAGACACAAUUUCUAUGUACGGACCUCAUACUGUCCCAACAGCUGAGCCAAAGACCAGACUGGAGUUUUUACAAUAUGUCUGUGAGCUGACACUAAAUCCUAACACAGCCUCUAGUCGACUGAAGCUAUCUGAGGGGAACCUAGAGGCCACUAUGACCGAGGAGAACAAGAGUAUUCCAGAUCACCCAGACCGCUUUGACUAUCGAAUGCAGGUGCUGUGUGCACAGGCUGUGACCAGCAGAGCAUACUGGGAGUUUGAGUGGGAGGGGGACAAUGGCGUGGAGGUGGUGGUGUGUUUUAAGGGCAUUGACAGGAAGGGCCACCUGGACGAUGCUCUGUUCGGCUUCAACAACCAGUCCUGGAGCUUCGUCUGUUCUCCGCUUACACACAUCUUCUGGCAUAACAAAGUGGAGACUAAGCUGCCAGCCUCUGGGUUCACCCGAAUCGGGGUUUUCGUGGACCCUCCAGCUGGGGUGAUGGCUUUCUAUGGCAUCGGCGACCUUACGACCUCUGACCCUGCGAUGACCCUUCUACACAAUGUCCGCACCACUUUCGACCAGCCACUUUACUUCGGCUUUGGGUUUGGUCGUGGGGCAAGCAUCAAGAUCUGCCACCUAAAGAACCAAAGGGAGUCGUGAGGUGGAUCUUCCAACAGACUAAAAGGCUCCCCAGGGAAGGUUCUCCAGUGAAGGUUACCCAGGGAAGGUUCUCCAAUGUGCCUUACCUUUUGUGUGAAAUCUGUUGAAAGCUUUUCUUUGUUUCUUCUUCGUUUCUUUGUUAUUAUUAUGUUAAAGCAGCUAUACGGAGUUCUGUUCCAAAACAAGUAAGCUAACUACCUAAAAGGCAUGCAAAAACCUUGCAAACACCACCAACAGCCCAGCUGACACUGAUAGAAGCUUGCCAACACACUAACUGGUGUCAAUUGGCAGUUUAGCUGGCAAUGUCAUGCGUAUUAAAGCUUUUCUUCCACUUUUGCAGGGGUGUACCAGCCCUUUACACAGAACUACAUAGGGCAUAUCCUGGAUGGCUAGUGGGAAAGACAAAGGUGUUUAUCUGUCCUUCACAUGACCAUAUGCAAUCAAAAUUAAUUUGAGGAUGGUACCAAAACUAGUUGCCUAUAAAACCAUAUCUCAAAAAGUGUCAAAUUGUUGCAUAGUGUUUCUUUAAUCAGAAAGUUUUUUGUCAUAUGGAAUAGGCAAGGGAAGGAAAUAAUUGAUUAUUGCUACAAACAGUUACACACAUUGUUUUUUACAAUCAGUGAAUAAAUAUCAGUUGAUCAUA
Molecule: messenger RNA, 3370 nt
Organism: Clupea harengus (Atlantic herring)
Lineage: Eukaryota; Metazoa; Chordata; Actinopteri; Clupeiformes; Clupeidae
Product: E3 ubiquitin-protein ligase TRIM16-like
Molecular function (GO): zinc ion binding; protein binding
Source: RefSeq, a predicted model, not a curated record